Messenger RNA from Chara braunii, 1795 nucleotides. NCBI's taxonomy places the organism in Eukaryota, Viridiplantae, Streptophyta, Charophyceae, Charales, Characeae. The record is from the annotation of a GenBank genome assembly.
UGCAGGGCAAUUGCAAUCGGUGGUCGUCGUCGCCUGCAUCAUCUAUGGAAGGUGCCAUGCAAGACACCUCGCCGGCAACAUCACACCAGCAAGGACCAGGGAACGAUGACACGACUUCAUUCGGCGCUGCAGCAACCGGGCCGAGCCACCCGGUCCAAUUCCCUUUUUCUUUGCCGCCAUUGCCCAAAUGGAAGAACUUCAAGGCGCCCACGUUCCCGCCGGCGCCUCCAACACCGGCAACGUGGAGUACCCAGGUGGAUGUCGGGCAAGGCGGAGUGACAAGCUUUUCUCCGCGAGCUCCCGCUGUCCCGCCACAAGGGAGUGCAAGACCGCAAUCGAUAACGGGGGGUCCAUGUCUGUCGUGUGGGGCAGCCAGGUGGAGGUCGGGCAAGGCGGCGUGACGAGCUUCUCCCAGCGACCGUCUGCUGUUCCGGGGAGCAACCGAUGGGGUAUGACGCAGGCUGGGCAGAACUGUGCAGGAUGGUCUACCCCGACUGCAGUUGGUGAUGGUCAUCGACAACAACCCGAGAAGGUCGGGGUGGGGGGAAGCAAGGGAGCGCCUUCCAUGGAAGUCCAAUUUGAACCUUCGAUUGGGGAUGGGUCGGUUGCCCAUGGGCAUGACCUUGGACCGUACUCGUCCAUGUUACACAGCGGGGAUAGUGGAUCGACCAUGCAGCCCGCACCGCGUUUCCAGACAUCGCCAAACACGGGCGCCAAGGACAUGGGUCCACCUUCGCAAGGAGGUGCCCAAGGACCUUACGGGAACACACACUGCGACGUAGGGGAUGCGUGGAUGGGUGGUGUGGCGGAUAUCGCAGGCACCCAAUAUAGAGGGUGUUCAAGUGCAGGUUCUGAUGGGGAGUACAAUGUGCAGGGCCGUUUUGACGUGUCCGACAAUGAUGGCAGCCAAAGGCGUGGACCGACAUCAAAAGGAAAGGUCCGUGCACCGAUAGCUGGAGGGUGCGGUGACGGGGACGCCGCGGCGCGAGGAAAGCCUCGUUCUCCUUAUUGGAACACAAACGAGAGUUUGGGGCUGCUUCGCUACCUGUUCGAAGAGGAUGCGCUGCAGCAGAAGAGGAAAGGAAGACAAAAGAUGCGCACGAAGAAGGAGAAGUACGAGGGGAUAAUUCGCAAGCUCGUUGAGAAGGGAUUCGAGGCUCGUACCGUGGAUGAGUGCGAGUGCAAGUUCUAUACUCUGCUAGACAACGGGAAGAAGAUCCGCGACUUCCACUUGAGAUCCGGUGAGCGGAUCUAUUGGAACAUGGAUCGGGUGUCGAGAAGGAAGGAGGGGUUGCCUGUGCUCUUUGACAAGCAGUUGUUUGAGGCUCUGCAGUGGAAACUGCGGAAGACCGAGGGGUCAUGUGAAGGGGUGAUGAAUUCCGUACUCUAUAAUGAAGGAGGGACGAGAGUCGUGACAGACGACGAAGACACAGGCGGUGGGAGUCGUAGCCCUUCCCUGCGAAGGCGCGAGGGGAGCGACGGGGCCGAAGGGUCGAAGAACGCACGUUCAGAGGGAAGUGGUGGGACCGCUCGCCGCAACACAUCGGGGUCAUCGGUGGAAGGGAGCAGGGGGGGGACCUUUGCCGAUGUUGCACAUGCAUUGGUGGAAUCGAGUGACCGACAGGCCGAUAAGUUGGCAGGCGGUUUUGCGAGUGUCAUGGAUGGCAUCAACAACACCCUCGCACAGGGUAACACAACGCUUCUGCAAUGUUUCACUAUGCUGUCCGGGUCACUUUCGAGACGUCCUGCGGACAAGGGAGCGCAAUGAGGGAAGGACCGUGCAUUGCCCUGUUCU